This is a messenger RNA of Menidia menidia (Atlantic silverside), 7514 nucleotides long. NCBI's taxonomy places the organism in Eukaryota, Metazoa, Chordata, Actinopteri, Atheriniformes, Atherinopsidae. The record is from the annotation of a GenBank genome assembly.
CUGGUGGCAACUGCUGCGGGAGACAUAGAGAGGCUGCUGGAUAACCGCUCCCAAGCCUUAAAGAGGCUGGCAGCAGCAGCAGAAAGGUUACAGAAGGAACAUAAGUGGAUGGACAACAGUAAUGCCAGCGGUAUUAAAUACUACAAUGCCAAAGAUGGAGUAAAUCUGACAAAAUCAAGUAAUGUAAAAGUUGAAGAGGACGAGACGAAAAGAGUCAUUCCAGACGAUUUUGAAUUUGACCCAGACUUCAAACGACUUGUCUCCUACAACAGCACGGCGGUCCAUAUUCCCACUGAUAUAUUUGAAGGCUCCGCCAUCAUUCUGAAUGAGCUAAAUUGGACAGAAGCCUUGGACGAUCUUUUCCGGAAAAACAAAGAGGAAGAUCCUUCCCUGCGCUGGCAGGUGUUUGGCUCUGCCACCGGGAUGGCUCGGUACUUCCCAGCCUCACCUUGGAUUGUUACAAGAGAUUCAGUCAACAUUGAUCUUUAUGAUGUGCGCAGACAACCGUGGUAUAUUCAGGGGGCGGCGUCACCCAAGGACAUGCUGAUCCUGGUGGAUGCGAGUGGAAGUGUAUCAGGUCUCACCCUCAAGCUCAUUAAAACAUCUGUCAGCAAGAUGCUGGAGACCCUCGCCGAUGAUGACUUUGUGAACGUGGUGUCUUUCAAUAAAAGUGCCAAGCCCGCAGCAUGCUUCGAAAACCUGGUACAGGCUAAUAUCCGGAAUAAGAAGGUGCUUAAAGACGGUGUGCAGAGGAUCAAAGCAGAGGGUAUCACCAACUACACAAGCGGCUUUGAGCUGGCAUUCCAACAGCUUGCACAGGUAAAUAUCUCAAGGGCCAACUGUAACAAGAUUAUAAUGCUGUUUACUGAUGGAGGAGAAGAGAGGGGAGAGGAGAUCUUUAAAAAAUUCAACCCAAAGGGAACGGUGCGCAUCUUUACCUUUUCAGUAGGUCAACACAGCUACGACAAAGGACCAAUACAGUGGAUGGCCUGCGCCAAUAAAGGUUAUUACUAUGAGAUCCCAUCUAUAGGCGCCAUUCGCAUAAACACUCAGGAGUACUUGGACAUUUUGGGUCGUCCCAUGGUCAGAGCUGACAGAAGGGCCAAGCAGGUUCAAUGGACCAAUGUUUACCCAGACGCCCUGGAGCUUGGCCUUGUGAUCACCGGAACACUGCCUGUCUUCAACAAGACUGAUACAGGCUCAAAGAAAACUCAAAACCAGCUCAUCCUGGGGGUUAUGGCUGUUGAUGUCUCCUUGGAAGAUAUAAAAAAACUGACUCCUCGCUUUACAUUUGGACCGAAUGGCUACUACUUUGCUAUGGAUCCAAAUGGAUAUGUGGUGCUCCACCCUAAUCUCCAGCCAGCGAAUCCUACAUAUCAAGACACAGUAACACUGGACUUUCUGGAUGCUGAGCUUGAGAAUGACAUCAAAGUGGAGAUAAGGAAAAAAAUGAUAGAAGGCCAUACUGGGAAUUAUACAAUAUCUACACUAGUGAAAUCUCAAGAUGAGCGCUACAUUGACCAAGCCAAGAGGACAUACACCUUUGCACCAGUGAAGUUGACAGACUACAGCCUGGCCCUGGUUCUCCCUGAGUACAGCAAGUAUUACAUCCGCGCCACAAUCGGUGACACAAUAACCCAGGCUAAAUUUUCAGAAAGCCUGAUGGCCGACAAGUUUGAUGAAUAUGGCUACACACUCAUUGCACCAAGGAUGUAUUGUAAGGACUUGAAUCCUCCCAACAUGAACACAGACAACACCGAGUUCCUGAUGGAGUUUAACAGUUACAUUGACACAAAGACUCCAAACAACCCAAUGUGUGAUGUGGAGCUGGUAAACAGAUUGCUCCUGGAUGCUGGCAUCACCUCAGAUCUGAUUAAAAUCUGGAAAAAGAAUGAAGUACAAAACAUUGUGGUGGCCAGAUUUGUUGCCACCGAUGGAGGGAUAACUCGCGUCUUCCCGAAAAGUGCUGGGCUGGAAUGGACAGAGGAAGCAGAAACAUACGAGUCAAGUUUCUAUAAGAGGAGUCUGGACAACGAUUUGUACAUCUUCACUCCAAAACCCUUCAAUAAACAGAAAGAGAACAGCAGCCUUUAUGAUCAAGAAAGUGAUAACUCCGUCCUUGUGAGUAGAGUUGUAAACCUCAAGAUUGACGAUAUCACACUCAAACCAGCUGUGGUUGGUGUGAAGUUGGACAUCGAUAUAUGGAAGGAGAACUUAAUUAACAUUACAACCAAGAUGAAUUGUAAAGAGGAGAUCUGUGGCUGUGGUACUGUCAAAUUUAUAGACUGUAUCAUUCUGGAUGAUGGAGGAUUCCUGGUGAUGUCCAAUCAAGAUGAAUACAAUAGUCAGCCCACAAUAGCCGAUAUUCUGAGUUUAGGAUGGUGGGCAACAGCUGCAGCCUGGUCAAUAGUGCAACAGUUGUUGGUCAGCAUCACAUUCCCCAAUUUUAUGGAUGCGGCUGAAAUGGAGGAGGAAGUGUCAGCUUCAGGGAAUAAAGAAGCAUGCAUCACAGAGCAAACUCAAUUCUUCUUUGAAACAGACACCACAACUUUUAAAGGCAUGAUCGAGUGUGGAAACUGUUCCAGGGCCUACCAUGCUGAAAAGCUGCCCAAGACGAACCUGGUCUUUAUCAUUACUGACCCAAAAGACCUCUGCACGUGUUCUUUCUCAACCCCAUUAAUACAGGAGGAACAUCCAUCUGACGGGCCUGAUCCUUGCAUUACGGCUCUCAACCCUCGCUACAGGAAAGGGCCUGCAGUCUGUUUUGACAACAACGAACAUGAGGAGGAUCCCGACUGUGGUGGUGUGGCCUGCCUGACUCCUUCUGUUUGGCUAACUCUGGCCCUUCAGCUGGUGUUGUUCUGGGUUGUGACUGACUCCAGACACCACGCCAUCCCAUCAUGACCCCAGAACAAUGUGAUCCAGCCUUGUAUCUCUGUUCCCUCCAGAUUGCUAACAUGGCUACCAGCAUGCGGCGCUGCCAUUCAAAUGAAGGCAAAUGACAAGAAGUGGUUCUAACUUAGAUAAAAACCUGAGAAUUCCACAUUCUACCAUAACGUUCUAUGAUUUGUUUAGAUUGAGGGGGGUUCUCUAAGAGAUUUCACCAGGUUACAAGAGAAGAAGAUAAAGAUUUGAGUCCUGAGAAAGGCCUCCUUGUAAAACUCUGUAUUUCUUCAAUGGUUUCCACCAACUGAGAUGACAGGAAUCCAGAGAUUGAUUUUGAUUGGUCGCUUCCGAACUUUAUCCAACUUGAUCUCAUCAGUGAAAGAGUUUGAACAGCCUCAGGCUAUCCCAGGGGUUUAGAAAAUAAUAGAGGGCUACAUUUUGGAUAUUUUCCCUGUAAAAUAUGCUAAAUUAUUACUUCACAUGCUCUUGCCCUUCAUUUACCUCAGCUGGGUUCCUAAUUAUUAUAACACUGUUUUCAUCUGACUUUUAGAUAACGUCUCAUAUGGAAUUGUCUUCACUUCAAUCUGCUGUUCUUUCAUGUAGAUACAAUAUUUGCGGUGUGAAAAUCAUGUUCAUUGUUUUUUAUGCACAGAAGCCAACACUUUGACUGCCACAAACACUUGUUUCAGGAGUAUACAUUUUAUUUUUGAAGGUCAGCUGAUCAGUUCAGCUCUGAACAGGAACGAUUUGUUUUUUCUUCCUUUAUGUAGGUUACUUCAGUAAAAGCUCAGUUGCCAUAGCGCUCACGCUAGCUAAUCAGGGAAACUGGGCUGGUCUCCUUUUUGUGCUCGGUGGAUAAAAUCUCUUGUGCCAUGUGGAUGAUGCAAAUGAAUCAUCUCCAGACUUUAGUAUAUGAGUUCAUUUCUAUUUGACAUUUUGGUUGAAAUUUGAUCCUGAAGGGAAAAAAGUACCCCUGUCCAUCCAGUCUGAAAUCUAUUUCCCUUUUUAAAAUUAGCAUCUACCUGAAAACAUUGGGGAAAACUGGUAACGAGGAAUUAUUUUAAAUGUUUUCCAAAUGGAGCAAAAAAUAUAUAUUUUUGAACAAAUUACACUACAUAAGCAUGUUAGUAAUUAAAAAUCGUUGAGGCACUGAGAAUUUCUCCACUUAUUUCACACAAAAAUUCGCAGGAGGGCUUCUAGCAAUCAAAGACAUAGUUAACAUAAGGUUAAAUGGUAUUCAUCUUUAGGCCCACAAGUUGCACUACACUAAAACAGAUAUGUGGCUGUUAUGUCUGUUACAACACAUGUUCAGGAACACUUCAGGAAAUUCAUUUUUUGGACCGACUUCCUCACUACAGCCACAAAUCCAAGCCAAAAUCACUACCAUGAUGAGAACAUCACAUAAAUGUACCCAAAAACAGCAGCCUUUUGAAGAGUAAAUUAUCCAUAAUGAACAUUGUUUCAAAUAAAAUUGUCCUAUUAACCUUUUUUAGGAUCGCAAAGGCAGUCAACUCAGACAAAAGGAACCUUCCACCUUACUGUCAGCACUCAGUUGAAAACACAAAAUCAUCCGCAUGCUUUGAGAAUCCCACACUUUUUCACAUGUGGGAAAUGGCUGUUGCAUUAUGUGUUUCCAUAUUCAACAUGACUUGUUGGAUAUAAGUCAGUAAAGGAGAUAAUAAUGUGACAGACAGAAAUCUUGGCAGUCAUUAUUUGAAAAACAAGCUUUAAAUCUUUCAGAAGAAAAUGUCCUUUUUACAUAAACCAGCUGCACUUGAUGAUUUUUUCACUUUUGUCAAUGAUUAAAAACCACUGUGCGGCGGUUAUUUAGGAGUUUGUUUAUUCCUGUUUCAAACUAAUCACAAAAUGAAAGGCUUCAUAUGUACACUUGCUAACUCAAAGAGGGCAGAGAUGUGCCAGGUCAGCAACCACUGUGUGUGUGACUUGUUUGGUGAGAAUUUAUGGAAACACUCCAUGAUUUUAGUGCCUAAUGAUGCCUCUAAAUCUUUCCAAAUCAAGUUACAUUGCCACUUGUUGAUCACAUACAAGAAAUGCUUCAUUUGAAAACAUCACCACUGUGUUUUUUUUCCUACUCAAACGAUUCAAAUAAAACCAGGGAGUGCAUCUUUUUUAACUUGUGUUUGUUCUGUUAAUGCUCAUCCAUAUUUGUGGAAAACUAUAUAUCUGUGGUAAAGUCACACUGCACAUUUAGAUUCUGUCACAUUAUCACUAACCUCCUCCCUCUGAGGAAUUCUUUAGCAUUUCUAUGAGCAGGUUUCUUGGAUGCUGCUUUGUCUUGGCAAAGCUCCAUCACCAUCAUGGACCAGGACUACCGUUAUUAGUAAUUCCCAAGUGGUCUUGACAUGCACCUUUUUUUCUCUAUGCGUAAAGAAUCCUCUAACAAAAACAAUGUGGUGAAACUAACAAUGGUGUUUAAGCUCCUCAUUUACUCAAGAAGUGCCAUAUACAGCUGUUCUUAUUCUCUUGUGGAGAAAUCUAUUGUCAUAAUAUAACAUUUAUGCAAUGUUACGGAUCACAAUGUUACUCUCUUGAAUAUUUCCCUGUGCUGCAUGGAAAUGGCUGAUAAAUCUCCAGUGUGCUCUUGCUUUUGUGUGUAAUGUUAGGAUGAAACGUAAUACCCUGGAUGUUCCACAAUUUUUCAAAUGAUCAUAAGGUGUGAACAGCUGGUCCUUUUGGGGGGACAGCAUUUGCCUCAGCUGCUAAAAAAGGGGAACCUGAUUGGGGAGCCCAGUGUUUGAAUGCACCAUUCAGUCUAGUUGCUUCAAGCCAUGUUUGAUUAACAGUUGAUUAACUAUACACCAUGUCAGACAUUUUAGCCUAUUAACUGUGAAUCAAAUAUACUUCAUACCAUCAAACAGAGGUUUUGCUAGGUAUUCUGCAGAUAACAGUUUUGGUCCCAAGAAACAAUCAAAAUGUAUUUGCGAAAGGUAAAGGAUGUGUCCUAUUUGAUUAUUAGUCUUUAAAGUUCAAUCCUGGCUUCAUAAAUGAGCACGCUCUUUUUUAUGAGCAUAGUCAAACAAUUCGACGUUGAUCCAGUAGAGCCCCCUUUAACUCCAGUGAGCGGCCAUCUUCACUUUGUUUUGUCCUGGACGAUGGUGCUCCUGUAGGUCCUGUGUGAAAGCUAAGUGUUGUUUCUCAAAGGUUUGGAAGGAACUUGGUUAACUUUAGAGGAUGCCCUGUCAUGAAAUAUAACAAAAGGAAAUUUCUGCAGUCAAGGAUCUUUUAAGGACUCCAAAGAUACUGUACCUCCGUGUAUCUCCAUAGUACUUUUCAUAUCUAAAGGACAAUGCAGACAGAACAUGAAGUGAGACUGGUCUAUAAUUUUGUUUAUUUUCACUAUGUUUGCUGCAUCUUGGUGAGUGUGAUCAAAUGAUUAAUCAUCAUUCAUCACAAUUUCUUGUUCUUAUGGGGCACAAUGGAUGAUGGGAAUGGUAUUGCAAAUGCACAUUUCCUCAUCUAAGAAGGAAACAACUUGGACAAUGCCAUCUGACCAAGAAUCCAUCCUUGAUUUUGUAGAAGCACUUAAUCAGAUUAUUAUUUAUUCUGUGUCUUUUUGGUUAGUUAUAAGCACCAAAAACACUUAGAGUUUUAAAAAAAAGCAUGAUUAGUGGACUUUUUUGAGGGGGUUCAUGAGAGAAACAUAGAUGUGAUGCAUAUCCACGAUUUCUAGAAAUGGCAGCAUUUUUCUUUUGUGAGUUGGCUGUUUUGUGACCAUGUGCAAUUCUGACAUUGGCAGUCAGCUCAAUGUCUAUCUCAUAUAUUUUGGCGAGCUGUAGACACAUUCAUGGCUGCUAUCAGUAAUGCCUUUUAGGAAGAGCCUGCAUUCUAAUUCAACAUCACAUAAUGAAACAUGGCUUGGACUUUCCACAGAAAGGUCAGUUACAGCUUUUGUUGCUGUUAAGUAUGGUGCAGUCAUCCAGAAGUAUACAUGAGCAGUAGUUGGUAAGUUAUAAUAGCUGGCAUGGCUCCUGCCAUUUUGGCAAAGAAACGCAUUAAACAUACAAAACAUCUGAAAAUGAGUUAAACCAAAACCUGAGGGGACAAAAACAAAACAAGAAAACCAAGAGCUUUUUACUUAUCAAGAUGUCUCAUUCUUCUCUAAGUGCUAAAAUCAGAUGCUGUCACCUCAGGAUAAUCUAAAGUUGAUGUGAUAGGAAGUGUUUCUGAUGCUGUUGGUGCUCUCUGUAUGGCGGGUUGGCCUUUUUUUUCUCUCUGCAAUCCUGACAAUUGCCCAGUGUAUGUAUGUGUGUGUGUGGUUUUUUUGUGAUAUGUUUCUUUGUUUCCACUCUGAAGGAUGUUUGACUUACUCAAACCACUCAUUCUCUGCCUUUGGUUUUGUGGCAGGCUCUUGGUGGAGCCAUUCAACAAGUCUUUAGACUCGGCUUGGAAGAGUCUUAGUGGGCUUCUCUGUGAGUUUCCCUCAAUUGUUCUUUAAUUGUGGAGCUCGAUUCUUAAGAAGCUCAUGUAAAAAAAAAAAUGUGUUUAAGAUUAGUUGUUAUUAAAAAAAUAACACUGUUUAUAAUUCUGAGGUAAAGAGGCUGUUUAUUCAUGUCGAAUAAGAUUUAUUCAUAAUAAAACUUUGAGAUUACCAUGAUGAUUUGCAUCAA